GGUGGAUGCACCAAACAUCCAUCCUUAUUUGAGCAGUUGAAUUUCGUUACACCAAAUCCCAUUCAAUAAAACUCAGCUGCCCCCAAGUCGUCCCUCCCUCCCUUCACCGGCACCAAUGGCGGCGGCCAGCGCCUUCUCGAUUUCCAUCUCUUCUGCUAAUUCCGAUACUAGAUUCAAAAUUCAUCAUUGCACCAAUCUCUCCACUUCUUCCAUGCUUUCUUUUCCUCCACGGACACGACCUCUUUUCAACGAUAGGAUUUCCGCUCCUCAAACGCGGUCCUUUACAUUAUGUCCGCGAUGCGACCUUUCUUCCGACUCGGAGAUCCCCUCCAAAUCGACCAGCCUUAGCGCCUUGGAGCUUCUCAAGUCGUCCGGUGCUGAUCGUUAUACGAAAGAAACCAGCAGUAUUUUGGUUGUGGGUUUUAACUACCGUACAGCACCCAUUGAGGUACGCGAGAAGCUUUCUGUUCCCGAAGCACAAUGGCCACAAGCAAUUGGUGAACUAUGCGCUCUAAAUCAUAUAGAGGAAGCUGCUGUCCUUAGCACGUGCAACAGGCUGGAGAUAUAUGUUGUGGCUCUGUCCCAGCAUCGUGGAAUAAAGGAAGUGACUGAAUGGAUGUCUAAGAUAAGUUCAGUGCCAGUUUCAGAGCUGUGUCAGCACAGAGUUUUGCUUUUCAACAAAGAUGCCACACAACAUCUUUUUGAAGUAUCUUCAGGGCUUGAUUCCCUUGUUUUAGGUGAAGGUCAAAUUCUUUCACAGGUUAAACAGGUUGUUAAAACAGGACAAGGGGUCCCUGGAUUUGACCGUAAAAUUAGUGGGCUCUUUAAGCAUGCAAUCACUGUGGGAAAACGUGUUAGAACAGAAACCAGUAUCUCUACUGGGUCAGUAUCAGUUAGUUCAGCUGCAGUGGAGCUUGCUAUGAUGAAACUUCCAGAGUCUGCUCAUGAUUCAGUGAAAAUAUUGGUCGUUGGAGCUGGAAAGAUGGGAAAGCUUGUGAUAAGACACUUAGCUGCGAAGGGAUGCAGGAGGAUAGUAGUUGUUAACAGAACAGAGGACAGACUAAAUUCCAUACGAGAGGAGCUCAAGGAUGUUGAGAUUGAAUAUAGGCCUUUCUCACAAUUAUUGAAAUGCGCUGGUGAAGCAGAUGUCAUUUUCACAUGUACGGCUUUGGAAACACUUCUAUUCUCAAAAGAUCAAGUUCAGACACUCCCCCCUGUGGCUUCAGAAGUUGGAGGCGAGAGGUUAUUUGUCGAUAUUUCUGUUCCUAGGAACGUGGGAUCAUGUGUGUCAGAUAUUGAGAGUGUUCAAGUUUACAAUGUGGAUGACUUGGAGGAAGUAGUGGCUGCCAACAAGGAAGACAGAUUGAUGAAGGCAAUGGAAGCUCAGGCGAUCAUUGAAGCAGAAGUGGAAGAAUUCGAAGCAUGGAAGGACUCCCUUGAGACUGUCCCAACCAUCAAGAAGCUUAGGGCAUAUGCAGAGAGAAUUAGGGCCGCUGAGCUAGAAAAGUGCUUGUCUAAGAUGCGUGAUGAUCUACCAAAGAGUGAAAAGAAAGCCAUAUAUGAUCUGAGUAUGGGGAUUGUGAACAAGCUUCUUCAUGGUCCCAUGCAACACUUGCGAUGUGAUGGCACGGAUAACCGUGGGCUGAAUGAAAUCAUGGAAAACAUGCACGCGCUUAACAGAAUAUUCAGUCUGGACACGGAGAUAUCCGUCCUGGAGCAGAAAGUACGGGCGAAAGUGAAACAACAGAACAAACAAGCAGCUUCUUGAGAUCUCUGUAUGCAACCAUAUGUUCAUUUGAUUUUGGGGAGGGGAGCUUCUCUCCAUCGGCAUUGAGUUUAUCUUUAUUUGGAGGCGUCGCAACUCUUUUACAUAGGCAGUGACAAGGAUACAAGCAAGCCAUUGCAUCUGCCUUACAUUAUGAAAAGACAUAAGAGAGGUCAGAAUGCAAGACUUGUAGCGUUUCUUGUUUGGCAUAUUUUUUCUGGGAAUUUAACUUCGCAUUUUUUUACAAAGCAUAUUCUUUUGUAAAAUUGUAAUAUUCGUGUAUUAAUUGACAUAUAAUUAAUUUUAAAUGAAGAGAUGCUUUUAUUAUUUAA
Molecule: messenger RNA, 2097 nt
Organism: Salvia hispanica
Lineage: Eukaryota; Viridiplantae; Streptophyta; Magnoliopsida; Lamiales; Lamiaceae
Product: glutamyl-tRNA reductase 1, chloroplastic-like
Biological process (GO): tetrapyrrole biosynthetic process
Molecular function (GO): glutamyl-tRNA reductase (NADP+) activity; NADP binding
Source: RefSeq, a predicted model, not a curated record